GUUCAACUAGAUAUGAAAGCCUUUCGCAAUGCUGAUAGCGACGGAGUGCUCUAGAUUAAAGAUCUUUGACAGUCGCACUAUCUUGAAGGUCGGAUUUACAUCAGCGUUGACACGUAGCAUUGGUCUUUCACGAUCCCAACUCUCUGUUUGCUGUCGCCGCCAAGUUAUAUCGAAUUCGCCAUCGUACUUCGUACAUAAAGAGCCGGAAACUGGGAUAGCAACACUAGGAUAAGAAAUCGCUCAGCACGUGCUCUUGCGACGCUCGAACCCGUUGCUACCUACUUAUUGAUCAGCACAACUCUAUUUGUGAGCUCCUACACGAGCGCCACAAUGUCAGAAGCACCAAGCGCAAGCUCAGCGCAGAAGCAUCGAUCCGCGUCAUUAGAAUUAGAAGAAGCAAUCGAACCAGAGCGAAAGCCGAGAAACAGGAGGAGAAGAGGAUCCGGCUCAGACACCUCCGACUCGGAAUUCGACGACGAAGAUGAAAAGGACAAUGACGGCCAUCGACCGUCGAGCAGAGAAGUAAAGAAGAGCAUAUCCCGAUCACGCAGCCGAGCCAGCUACUCUCUUCCACUUCAACAACCCAUCGCAACGACCACCGGUAUCGGCGCACCCAUCUCGAAAACAUUGUCGAGACGCGAUACAGCGCUGUCAAGGCUGCGGACGCGGACGAACACAGCACCGUUCACACACCCGUUGGCGCACCAUCAGACCACCGCAGAUGUGCUCGUCGAUUUUGACGGGCCGGACGAUCCGUACCGACCCAUGAACUGGCCGACCAAGAAGAAGGUGCUUACGACUAUGAUGUACGGUAUGACGACCAUGACUGCGACAUGGGCGUCUUCUGCGUACAGUGCAGGAACUCGGCAGGUUGCUGAGGAGUUCCAUGUUGGUAAUCAGGUCGCUGUGCUGGGUACGACGUUAUUUCUGUUCGGCUUUGGUACAGGACCGCUGCUGUGGGCGCCUCUGUCGGAAGUUUUUGGCAGGAAGCUGGCUGUCCUGAGUCCCAUGUUUGUUGCGAUGUGCUUUAGCUUUGCGAGUGCGGUAGCGAAGGACUUCCAGACGCUGAUGAUAACUCGUUUCUUUGGAGCGUUCUUUGCCAGUGCGCCGGUUACGAAUACGGGUGGUGUGUUGGGUGAUUUAUUCAGUCCGGCUUGGAGAGCGCUUGCGCUUGCUGGCUACGCUAUGGCUGUUGUGGGCGGUCCAUGCUUAGGACCUAUCGUAUCCGCAGCCUUUGUUGCCAACCCCUCUCUCGGUUGGCGAUGGACUGAAUACUUCACUGGCAUCAUACAAGGUGCUAUUCUCGUGGUCGAUGUAAUAUUCAUCGAUGAGUGCUACCCGCCCAAGCUUCUCGUUUACAAGGCACGCCGCCUGCGCCACGAAACGGGCAACUGGGCACUCCACGCCAAGUUCGAGGAGUGGGAUGUCAGCUUCUCUCAACUCUGCCGCAAGUUCCUGGUUCGCCCGGUGCAGCUCCUGAUGACACCCAUCUGCUUCCUCGUUGCGCUAUACGCCAGUUUCUGCUACGGUAUUCUGUACAUGCAGCUUGGCGGCAUUCCCAUCAUCUUCGGUGAGCUACGAGGCUGGUCUGCUGUGUCUUCCACCCUUCCAUUCUUGGCCAUCUUUCUCGGAGCAUGUUUCGGCUGUGCAAUAAACUCGUACAACCAAAUCCUGUACAACAAGGCGUAUCAUGCAGCUGGUGACCGCGCAGUGCCGGAGAAGCGUCUUCCACCCAUGAUGCUGGGGUCUGUACUCUUCGCCUCGGGGCAGUUCGUUAUGGGAUGGACGGCGGACCCGCGAUUUCAUUGGAUUGCCCCUGUUAUCGGUCUUGUCAUGCUGGGCACCGGAUUCUUCACGAUCUUCCAAGCAGCGCUAAACUACCUCGUCGACACGUUUACAGAGUAUGCUGCCUCCGCGGUUGCGGCGAAUACCUUCCUCAGGAGUUGUUUUGCUGGUGCGUUUCCCUUGGUCGUCACUCCAAUGUAUCAUAACAUAGGAGUUGGGCCGGCGAGCAGCAUUACUGGCGGAUUUGCAGCACUUCUGAUACCGGUCCCAUUUGUGUUCUAUAUCUAUGGAAAGCGAAUUAGAAGGGGAAGCAAAUGGUCGAGGCAGAGCGUUUUUGAUUGAGAAGACUAUGUAGCUUUCACUGCAGCUCCCGACCACCAAAAAAACAUUUUCAUCUACAGAAACAUG
Molecule: messenger RNA, 2193 nt
Organism: Boeremia exigua
Lineage: Eukaryota; Fungi; Ascomycota; Dothideomycetes; Pleosporales; Didymellaceae
Product: major facilitator superfamily domain-containing protein
Exons: 2
Coding region: 331-2127 (598 amino acids)
Biological process (GO): transmembrane transport
Molecular function (GO): transmembrane transporter activity
Source: RefSeq, a predicted model, not a curated record